This is a messenger RNA of Xenopus tropicalis (tropical clawed frog), 717 nucleotides long. It is a transcript of the gene get1, whose product is annotated as guided entry of tail-anchored proteins factor 1. The record is from RefSeq and is marked provisional. Gene Ontology annotation, cellular component: endoplasmic reticulum membrane. Lineage: Eukaryota; Metazoa; Chordata; Amphibia; Anura; Pipidae. Gene Ontology annotation, biological process: establishment of protein localization to membrane; tail-anchored membrane protein insertion into ER membrane.
GAUCGCUAUUGUUGCAGCCGAUGUGGGAGCUGCUGGGAAACAUGGCGGAGAGCUGUGCGGCGUGGCUGUUAGUGCUGAGCGCCGUGUUUCUGUGCAAUCUCUGUAAAAUCCUGCUUCCUUCUUUCUCCUCGCUUGUCUCCAGGCUACUACAGGAAGAUGCGGAGCAGGAGUAUGAGAUGAGGUCUGAUAUCCAGACCAUGAGGCAAGAACUCUCUAAUAUCAGCAUGAUGGACGAGUUUGCCAAAUACGCCAGAUUGGAACGCAAAAUCAACAAGAUGACCGACAAACUUAAAACACAUGUAAAAAGCAGGACGGCACAACUAUCAAAAAUCAAGUGGGUCAUCAGCAUCGUCUUCUACGUACUACAGGCAGCCCUGAUGGUGUCCCUCAUAUGGAAAUAUUACUCGGAGCCGGUCACCGUACUGCCCAGCAAAUGGAUCGCUCCGCUGGAGAGACUCGUGGCCUUUCCCACUGGCAUUGCAGGUGGCGUCGGAAUUACUUGUUGGCUUGUGGUGUGCAACAAAGUGGUGGCCAUCAUGCUGUACCCUAUCAGCUAAGAAGAAUGGGUUCCAUCAGUAGCGUUAUCAUAGUCCCAUCUGUAGGCAUGUGUUUCUGUGCGAGUCAUGUAUUAUCUGUGUGUUUAUUAUCUGUAUAGUAUUUAUUCACAUGUAUGUUGCCUUAUUUGCACUGUUCUUUUAUUAAACAGUGUGAAGUGCA